Molecule: messenger RNA, 1472 nt
Organism: Ruditapes philippinarum (Manila clam)
Lineage: Eukaryota; Metazoa; Mollusca; Bivalvia; Venerida; Veneridae
Exons: 8
Coding region: 167-1378 (403 amino acids)
Source: RefSeq, a predicted model, not a curated record
UUGAUUACUAUUUUAUCUGAAGUAAAGAAGUUUUUAUUAGAGUUUUGAUAAAAGAAUUCAAAAGCACUUUCAUUUUAGUGGAAAGGAAUACAAAAAGAUAAUUUUUAUCUAGUUAUUUAAUUAACCAGAACAAUUGGAUAAUAUAUAUAAGUAUGACCUAAAUAAGAUGUCGACGCAAGGAUUUAGGGCUUCAUCGGGUGCUGACUCUCCGAAUUCGUGGUUAAAACAGAGCUAUGAUUCUGGAAGUCGCUCACAAAAUUUCGUUGAUGAUGAAGAUGAUCUUAUCUCGAGGAAAUCAAGUAGGGCAAUGAGUAUAGCUCCUUCAGUGAGGAAUGCAAGUCCGAUCAAACCAAAGAACCCGAGCGGGUCACGUGGUAAACUAGGAGACGUAUUAGAAAAGAUGCACGAGGGCGUUGUACUGUCACAGCAUGACGUAUCAGCUGCUAUGAGAGACUAUAAUCACCUUCUAACGAAAUUGGAAGAAUUGGAAGCAAAAACGAAAAAGAUGAAAUUACAAGUAUCCGGAGAAGAGUCUGAUGGCAUUGCCCCACCAGGUGAAUCUAAAAUCACACGAGACGAGAAAGACAAGUUACUGGAGCAGAUCAAAAGGAAAGACAAAUUAAUAGCUGAUUAUCAAAGCAGAUUUCAGAGGGUAUCACACAAAGCUAAGACAAAGGCAAUGAAAAACGUAUAUGUUGAAGAUGUCAUACCACCUGAAAAGAUUAUCAACAGCUUUGUGGACUUGUAUGAGAAGGAAUGGUACCACGCUUAUGAAACGCUGAAGUCAUCGUGGCACGACGAGGAGCGAGUCGUGUUUAGUCUGUUCCGAGUUGUCAGACAUGCGUACAUAUUUUGUUUUGACAUUGCUGAAACUCAGCGGACAGCUGUUGAAGAUUAUUCUGCACGAUUACAAGAAGUGAUGUUGCAGCCAACUUUUACACACCCAAUGUCUAAAUUGAAAUAUAAACCCUCAGCAGAAGUUAACACAGAGAACCAACAGUAUAUACAAAUAGGUCAACGACUGCUCAAAGAUUAUAAGAAUGUGCUUGUAAGUCAGUCUGUUCCAGCCGUACAGGAGCUGUUUCGUAAAGUAAAACUUCCAGAAUUAUUUGACAGCGGGUUUGUGAACAAAAUAGUAAGAGACUUUGUGAAUCGAACAGUUGAGUUGAUUUGGUUGAUGGUCGUGCAAGAGCCUCCGAUGAUGGUUUAUUGGCUCGAACCCAAACAGACCGUUGUGAAGGAAUAUUUCAAGUUUUACAAAGAGAAAAGAGCGUUAGUGAGACAGACUGUAUGGCCGGCUGUAUUUCAUAAAGAAGGCGGGGCGUUGCUAAGCAAAGGUGUUGUCAUGGCGGGAAGUGCAGAAGAUUUUGCUGACUGAUAUACAGAUGAAUUGAAAAGGGAAAUGACAAACAAUUUAAAAAAAUGAAGAAUAGAAUUGAAAGCUUGUUAAUUUUAAUCAUAGUAAAAUAAAU